AUGCCGGGACACAUGUUUGGCAAACGAAGCGGAAGCUUUAACAGAGAUGAAGGUGUCGUGUUGUCUGGUUAUUUAUUCAAGAGAGGAAACGUGAAUACGAGCUGGAAAAAGCGAUACUUUGAAUUAUUGAGCGAUCAUCGCUUGGUCUAUUUCAAAACCAAAGUCACAGAAAAAAAGAAACAAGACUCAACACUUGGAUGUCUCUAUCUGGAUCCAGCGAAUACCAUUGUCGAGAUUUUUCACGAGAAAGACAUUCAAGAAAGUCAUGAUCAUCAUGCUUUACAUAACUUGUCGAGUUCAAAUGGGAAUAGUAUGAUUUCAUCAAACUCGUCGUCAUCCUCUCCAACAUCCUUCUCACCAUCAUCACUCGUCAAAAACAAUAGCGCAAAAUGCACAACAGAAAUUGUCGCCUCACCUCAAAUCUAUGACAUUAAACGGAUCAAAGAGGAACAAGAGUACAUGUUAAACUCGAAAAUGAUUCAAUGCAUUUACAGAGAGAGAAAAAAGAAACAAAAUUCCUUUCGAAAAGAUCGAAAACAAUCCGUCUUUUCGAGACUUUCCAAACACAUACAAUCUCCUUUAGAACUCUUGUCUUCGAUGGACAGUUCUGCACAAGAAGUGUUGGGUGCCACCACUAUUAAGAAAUUCUCUUCUGGUUCCAUUUUGCAAUCCAAAAUUGCCAUCACUUCGACAACGACUGCUUCGUCGACUUCAAUCUAUUUUACUUUUAAAAAAGUGAAAAAGUACAAAUUUUCAAUUACUGUUGGAAAGAGUACGAGUGGAGAAAGGACACACAAGGAUCGAAAGUAUGUCUUUUAUUGUGAAUCUGAAGAAGAGAGAGAUAUGUGGAUUAAGGCAAUUAUUUCGAGUAUUGAAAAACAAGUGAAAACACAAAUUAAGAAACCUUACACCUUUGAUACAGCGCGACAGUAUUCGAAAUUCUUGAAUUUUAUUGCUGAUUCUCCACAAGAUCAUAUUAUUCAUGCAUUGAAUAGUGUAAGACAUCCAGUUCAGGAAUCGUUUUUAGUGUCAUGGAUGGUCUUGAUGGAUUGUUUUUCAUUUCAAAAGUCAUGUACUCAACUUGUCAAAGCAGCCAUCAAGGUCGAAUUGGAACUCACCAAACAUCCUGAAACUCUUUUUAGAAGAAAUUCCAUUUCCACAAAAUUGGUUCAACUCUUUUUCAAGAUUCAUGGACAAGCAUUCUUAAAAUCUACACUUCAGCCAUUGAUUGCCAAAGUGUGUGUUGCUGAUGAAUAUUUAGAAAUUGAACAGAGUCGACUUUUAAAAUUUCUAAAUAAGGAAUUGGAUGAAAUUGAACAUCCAGAGAAACCUAAUGGUGAAAUUAUUCAUCAAAUUAUAGCCUCUCGACAACAACGAAGCAAAACUCGAAUUAUUGAUCUCUCCAAGAAAUUCCUCGCCAGAAUUAUUGAAAACACGAUCGAAGAAGGUCCUUUUGAAAUUUGUGAAAUUCUUGAAUUUACUUUUGAGGAAAGCAAAAAACACUUUCCAGAAAGCACUGAGAUUGCAGUGGGUGGUCUCUUUUUCCUCAGAUUUGUCUGUCCUGCCAUUGUAGCUCCUCAUUUGCAAGGAAUUCUUUCCACACAGCCACAACCGAAUGCACAACGAACUCUUACUCUCAUUACAAAAGUCAUUCAAAAUAUUGCAAAUCAAGUGUAUGAUCAUAAUUCAAAAGAAGAAUAUAUGGGACUCUUAUCGGAAUUUGUCACCACAAAUAUCGAACCUGUUAAAGAAUUUAUUCGUGACAUUUCACAUUUGGAUCAAGAGGCUAAAAAGUUUGAAAUGAAUAAGAGAGUGACCAUGAGAUUUAGUGAUUCCAAUGACGAUUUGGAAUUAAAUUGUUAUCAUGUGAUUCAUGAAUUUUUCCAUACUAUUGAAGAAUCAAAAAAGUUCUUUACUUCAGAUUUGAAAUUGUACAAUUUUUAUAAGGAACUCUUAGAGACGUGCAAUGAAACAGUUAAAAGUGAGUUACAAGUCACGAAAAAGAAAGGAAUGGAUAUUCCACAACAGCAACAACAGAAUAAUGACACACCGAUCGUGUCACCCUCUUUGAGUUCAUCAUUACCUUCUUCUCUCAAAGAAUCGAUUAAUGGUGGUGGCGAUUACAAACCAUUUUCACUAUUAGGAGCUCUUCAAGACACUUCUCGAAAUGUCAAUUUGAACAGUUCUGUGACAAGCACAUCGACAGUCACUUCGAAAGCAUCCAUGGUUGAUCAGAAUUCAUCAUCAAACACACUCAAUGAUAAGAGAAGACCAGGUGCGACACGAAUUCCCUCUCAAGAAUCCUCUUCUUCAUCCAGCAGUACGACUACUCCAUUGUCACCUGAAAAUGAUUCCACACUUUUAAGAAAUGCAUUCCAUCACUCGAAUUCCUCGUUGUCACCUUCUCCUGGAGGAAAUCCACAAGAAAUAGUUUCUAGAAGAAGACGAAGAGGAGUUGGAAAUUCCAUAUUCACUCCUCCCACGAGUCCACAUUCGAGUGAUUCUGUUGGAAUGCCGACAAAUCCAUUUGAGAAUGUCAUGAUGGGUGAAAGUGGACAUCACACGACUGAAAAUAAUAACAAAGGGUCCAAUGUGAAUCAACAAAAGGAAUCAAGUCUCAGUAGCACCAGUACGCCUACGACGACAACGACGACCACUACUUCGAGUCAUGGUAAAACUCCAUUCCAUGUGAACUCUAAAAUAACUUCUUCGACAAAUUCUUCGAUCGACUUGACAAAUGACAGUGAAGAGGAUGAAAUUUUAAUUUUGGAACAAAUUUCAAGCAAAUCACGAUUCACUACAAAUUCACAAUUUGGUUCAGAACGUGUAGUAGUUCACGAUGUAUUUAACAGCCCAAGUGACACGAAAUCUCCAUCAUCAUUAUCGGAAGAAACUGUCGAUGAGGACAUUGAUGAAGAUGAUGAUGAAGAUCUUGAGAACGUCUAUCACUUGUUGGAAAUAUUCAGUAAGGGCAAUGAGAUGGAAGAAUCUGAAUUUAUUUCUCUUGUUUGUUCUUUCAUUGAGGAAAGCUUUAGAGAAAUUUCGAAUUAUAUCAAUUCUCAAAUUAAGCCAACAACUGUCACACUUGUCAAAACGACCUCUUCAACAACCCAAACAUUGACUGUUGACUUGACCACCAACAUUCAAAUCAAUCCUCAAUUUAAGAAACAUUUAGAACUACUCUUCAAAAACAAGUUCAUUAUUUCUAUCAUUUCACUAUUUUCCAUUCGAUUGAAGAAGGAAACUGGAGUUUGGGAAUUAAUUAUUGCACUUUCGGAAGGAACACAAGAUGAACGACUUUUAGAAAUUUGUCAAAAUGUGUGUGAUCAAGUGGAAGGACAUCCAAAAUUUUUCGAUAUGGAUCGAAAUCAACAACAGUAUAUUUGUUUUUGCUCUUUCAUGUGUCACUUAAGCAAUGCUCAAUUAUUAUUUGAAGGAAUGAUAUUUUUACUGAAUUUACCAAAUAUGGAUGAAUUAUUGAGUGACUUUUACAAUGUGGAAGAUUGUCAAGAAAUUAGUACAUUCCCACUUAUUUUUGCAAAACAAUCCUUAUUGGCCACUUUACAUGAGCUGUCACUUUUCAAAAUGUCACUUGACUACGAUUUUGAUUCUUGCAAUAUUUCAUUCAUGUAG
Naegleria fowleri is the source of this 3633-nucleotide messenger RNA. RefSeq lists its product as uncharacterized. Bases 1 to 3633 code for a protein of 1210 amino acids. The transcript has 5 exons. Lineage: Eukaryota; Heterolobosea; Eutetramitea; Acrasida; Naegleriidae. Gene Ontology annotation, biological process: regulation of GTPase activity. The record is from RefSeq and is a predicted model, not a curated record.